AUGCCUGCUGUUGGACAGGUCUUUGUGGAAGACCUAAGCGAGGUCUUUGUGGAUGCCAACAUCCACAUUUACCUUCCUCCUGCUGCCCGGGAGUCCCUGCCCCGUCCUCUGCCUAUAUUGGCACCUCGGGUGUACACGACUGUCCCGUACGGGGACCCCUGGGAAUAUUCCUCCCAAGAUGAUCGGGAGCCCACCCCUCCUCCGAAGGAUGACACUCCUCGUCCUGGAGAACGUGCUGGGACUCGGGCCCAUGCGCGGAAGUUGGCGCUUGAGGCUGCGCAGAGAAAUGGUGGUAGGAAUGCUGUUUAA
This is a messenger RNA of Pseudogymnoascus destructans, 309 nucleotides long. RefSeq lists its product as uncharacterized. Bases 1 to 309 code for a protein of 102 amino acids. NCBI's taxonomy places the organism in Eukaryota, Fungi, Ascomycota, Leotiomycetes, Thelebolales, Thelebolaceae. The record is from RefSeq and is a predicted model, not a curated record. The transcript has 2 exons.